AUGGCCACAAAUGAUACUAAUUCACACGAGCAAAAGAGCAAUUUCGAAGACUUUGGACUCGAUUCCCGCCUUCUACGUGCCCUGUCCAAACUUUCUUUCGUUAAACCAACAUUAGUACAAUCCCAUAUUAUCCCCUUGGCACUUUCCGGAAAGGACAUACUUGCAAGAGCUCGGACUGGCAGUGGUAAGACAGCUGCAUAUUCACUGCCUGUAAUACAAAAGAUAUUAAAAGCGAAGGAGAAUGCAGAUUAUGACUCUUCCUCGGCAACGCGGGCUUUGAUCCUUGUUCCUACACGUGAGCUUGCAGAACAAGUCACGAAACAAGUGAAUAAAAUGUUGAUCUACUGUUCAAAGCAACUAAAAAUUGUUAAUGUUGCUGGAAAUAUGCCUGUUCAAUUACAAAAGCCAAUUUUGGCCGAGGAGCCAGAUAUAAUAGUAGCCACACCAAGUAAAGUAGCAGCGCAUCUUGAAUCACAGAAUCUCGACAUCAGAAAUAGUUUAGAAACGCUUGUUAUAGAUGAAGCAGAUCUAAUACUAUCGUAUGGCUAUGAAGAAGACUUGCAGAAAAUACUUUCAUACUUACCGAACGUGUAUCAAAGUUUUCUAAUGAGUGCUACGAUGACAAAGGAUGUCGAAAGUCUUAAGAAGUUGAUAUUGCGGGAUCCGGUGAUUUUAAAUUUAGAAGAAGAUAAAGACGAAUUGGCUCUUCUAACACAGUAUUGUAUUCGAUGCUCUGAAAUCGAUAAAUUCCUUUUGAUCUAUGUUAUUCUGAAACUCCGCCUCAUCAAAGGAAAGUGUAUACUGUUUGUCAACGACAUAGAUCGGUCAUAUCGAUUGAAAUUAUUUUUGGAGCAGUUUUCAAUACGCAGCUGCAUAUUGAACUCUGAACUGCCUCUGAACUCGAGGUAUCACAUUGUGGAAGAAUUUAAUAAAGGGAUAUAUGACUACAUAAUUGCAACGGAUGAAGAUGAGCUCAAGGGAGAAAGAGACGAGGAAGAUGAAACACUAGAUAAUAACAAUAGUGAGGCAUCCAAAGGCACAAAAUCUUCUCGUCGUAAACGCGAUACGGAAUACGGCGUCUCGCGUGGGAUUGACUUUGUCAACGUUUCGGCAGUAAUAAACUUUGACUUUCCAACAACUGCAAAAUCGUAUACCCAUCGAAUAGGUCGCACAGCUCGAGGAGACAAAUCAGGGAUGAGUUUAUCUUUUAUUGUUCCAAAAGAGCUUUAUGGGCAACAUAAAGCUGUUGGCUGUUCUACUGCAGAACGUGAUGAAGAGAUCUACGCAAGAGUCGAAAAACAACAGAGAGAGAAAGGUGCCGUGAUUAAACCAUAUGCGUUUGAUAUGAAACAGGUUGAGGGAUUUAGGUAUAGGAUGGGAGAUGCGUUGAAGGCUGUUACCAAGGCUGCAAUCAAGGAAGCAAGACAGAAAGAAGUGAAACAAGAAAUAUUAAAUUCAGAAAGGUUAAAGUCACAUUUCGAAGAUAAUCCAAAUGACCUGAAUUUUCUGCGACACGACAAAGUUCUUCAUCCAACGCGUAUACGACCACAUAUGAAACAUAUUCCGUCAUACUUGAUGCCAAAAGUAGCUUACUCUGCUGUAAAUGAGCAAAGUGAAACUUCGGAUGUUGGUCAUGUCUACUUUCGUGGGAACUCUUCAAAUAAACAUCGAAAAGGACGUAAAGGUUAUGGACAGAGACAGAAAAAUGAUCCAUUGAAGACUUUCAGUGCAGGAAAGUCAAAUAGAAUAAGAAAACGACAGAAAACUUCGUGA
Molecule: messenger RNA, 1773 nt
Organism: Paraglomus brasilianum
Lineage: Eukaryota; Fungi; Glomeromycota; Glomeromycetes; Paraglomerales; Paraglomeraceae
Source: the annotation of a GenBank genome assembly